AUGUCAUAUCCUUAUACAACACCUUUCAAUUCAAAUUUUGCGAAUAAUCCACGAAGCAGUGACUCUACAAACGAUAACUUAAUAAAACAGUUGUCUGAAAAUAACAGUGUUUAUCGCGAAAAGUUAAUAGAAUUAAGAAAUAAAAGUGAUAGUUUAAAUGCCGAGUUGUUUGCUUUACGUCAACGAGUAACAACUGUUCAUAACACCUCCGAAAUACAAACUUUGUCAUCAAAGAAUGAGGAAUUACAGAAACUCAUAACUUCCCUUAACAACUCAAUUGAAGAUAAAGACAGAGAAAACGAUUUACUAAGAAAGAAAGUGAGAGACUCCGAUCUUACAACUACCGAUUUGGAAACAGCAAAAGUGGUACUUAAUAGGUUGCAAACAAAGCGGUCAAGUUUAACUCUCAAAUAUGAAACUCUUCAGAAAGAAUUUAAUCAGUACAAAAUAACUAAAAACGAGGAGAUGAAGAAAAUCAUGGCUAAUGUUAACUAUCUUCAAAAAAUGGUUGAAUAA
Entamoeba invadens IP1 is the source of this 516-nucleotide messenger RNA. RefSeq lists its product as hypothetical. The record is from RefSeq and is a predicted model, not a curated record. The transcript has a single exon. Lineage: Eukaryota; Evosea; Mastigamoebida; Endamoebidae. Bases 1 to 516 code for a protein of 171 amino acids.